Drosophila mauritiana is the source of this 2437-nucleotide messenger RNA. RefSeq lists its product as uncharacterized. The record is from RefSeq and is a predicted model, not a curated record. The transcript is spliced from 4 exons. The coding region runs from base 395 to 1414 and encodes 339 amino acids. Lineage: Eukaryota; Metazoa; Arthropoda; Insecta; Diptera; Drosophilidae.
AAACAUUUGUAUUUGUAAAAAGCAAACCGACGAGCGGAUAAGGCGGAAUACCUGAAGAGCAGCAGCGAAAAACACGAAAAGCCAGAAACAGAAACCAAAAACCCAAACCGAAACCGAAACAACUCGAACUUCGUGUGCAGUGUGGCAAACUCAAAAAGAAACUGAAACAGAUAACAUAAGAAACCGAAAGAAGCAGCAGCAGCGAAUCGAAGCGUAAAAAAAAAACAGAGCAAAUUGAAAGAAGCACAAAACAUAACACAACAAAUUUAAAUAAAAUCCAGCGCAAACAGCGACAGAAAAGUUAUUCCGGAAAACGCGCGGAAAAGUGCAUUUCGAAUUUCAUUAAUUUUUUUUCGAGUGAAAGUUGGGCGCCCCAGGCCCAACAACGCCCACAAUGAACCGUUCGAACAGCUUUGUCAGCUCGCUGAAAUGGUGGCCACUGCAGGGUCACAACAACCAGCCGGUGGCGCCACCUGCCGGCGGCAACGGCGGCUACUCCCAAUCGGCGCCCAGCUCGCCCACCUCCAAUUGGCCACCGCCACUGCAGCAGCAUCAGAAUCCCAUAGCCGGCACCGCCCACCGCCUACUGCCGCCCAGCGGGCAAAAGAAUGGGAUUGCUGGCGGCAACGUGGGCGCCACAUUCGGCAGCAGUGUGGCGGUGCAAAAGCUGCGCGAAUCCAAGUGGUUCAAGCCCGAGGAGCAGCGCAUCUUUUGCGCCGUCGUCGAGUGCGGCUUCGUGGUCGAGAUCCGCAGCAGCGCCGCAGCCGAGGCGGCCGCAGCUAACGCAGCAGCAGCGGCCGCAGCAGCCGACACCGGUGACAACGACCUCGACGUGGACGCUCUGGAGGAGCUCGACUGCCCACUGACCAACCACCCAUCGCCGCCGCAUCGCAAUCACAGCCACAGCCAAAUCCAAAACCAAUCCCAGCGGCUGGUCAUCCCGCGCAACGGGAGCAGUUUCCUGGAGACGCAGGACGAGAACGAGACGCCAGUCGCCUCCUGGUAUGGAAUCGUGCUCUGCAAGGUGGCCAAAGACAAUAAACCCAAGCCGGAGACCAUUGAGAUAUUUUCUGUGAAAAUACGUGAGAAUGGCACAUACAAGUUGAUCAAGAUGCAGCUGGCGGAUAUCUGGAGUCACGGAUGGGAGCUGCGCAUCAACAACUUUGCCGACAAGGAGAAGGUGCCGCACAACGAGAAGGACAUUCGCAAUCAGGUGUCGGUGGCGCGCAAAGCCAAGCAGAGUCUGUGGAACAACAAUAAGCAUUUCGUGUACUGGUGCCGCUACGGAAGUCGUCAGCAGGAUCUGCGGAAGCGACAGAUGUCGGAGUGCGUGAAGUGGGGCAGCGUGGGCAUGAAUGCGGGCAUGCUGUUGGUGCUCAAUAAUCGGCAGAAAUGCCAUUCCCACUCCAAGUAGAACGAACGAUAAGCCAGCACUCCUCCUUGAGUUCAGUUCCAUUUCAAAAUCCGCACGCAAAGCACUGAAGUCGUGCGGCGUACAAGUCAAGUAUUAAUGUAUUUAAAUUCGGAUGAUAAGAUUAUUUAUGGUAUGGCUUAAGAGCACCAAGGGCGGUGGACCUUAAACCUUAAAUGCAAAUGAGUUAGCCAGGAAAAUUCAAAUCAGGGCGAGGGCUUUUUUUGGCAGUAUUAAUUGUAGUAAUAUUGAUUAUGAUAAUGGCAAUUUAGAGCAAAGUCCGCGAAUCAUGCCCCACAAUAUGCGUCACAGUCACAAAGAACACACCCCCGCCCACAAAUCUAUGACCAUAUGUAUAUAUGCAUAUAUGUAUGAUGAACCAGCGGUUGCAACUCCUCGUCGAGUUGCAAUUUUGCGAUUUAUAGGAAAUACUUUUGUAUUUGCUAAACAAACAUUGUGUAUAAUGAUGACACAGAACGAGAGAGAGAGACACACACACACACACACACUGUGAAAUUCGAAAAGACUUAUUAAAUAUUUGUUUGUUUUUUUUUUCGUCCUAACUUUUUGUUUUCCAUGUGAUUGAUUAUAUAUAUUUAUAUACAUUGUGAAAAUGGCACAAAGCAUCUUAUGCAAGGCAGCCUCUUUUUGUUUUCUUUGUUAUUUAAGCGUAAUUAAGUAAUACCCAUUAAAAAAAAAAAACAAAUAUAUUUAUAUAUAUAUAUAUCGAGCGACAGCUCCGCGUAGCCAGCUUAAUAAUUUAACAAUCUAGCAUUGUAAAACAAUCAAAAACAUUCGAAAUGUUUCGUUAUGUAUUUAGCCUGUCCAAAAGACCGACCGACCGACGAAUUAAGUUAAACAGCGACUAAGACGACGACUUAGAAACAAAAACAGAAACAUAAAACAGAAGCUCCUCCAGAAAUUCGAAGCAAAAAUAAAUAUUUUUGUACAUAAGGAACUGAAAUGGACACUCCACGGAUUCUACAAAUACGUAAAAAUCGAAAUCAAAGAGGAGUUCGCAUCCCA